Molecule: messenger RNA, 2186 nt
Organism: Oncorhynchus mykiss (rainbow trout)
Lineage: Eukaryota; Metazoa; Chordata; Actinopteri; Salmoniformes; Salmonidae
Product: glucose-fructose oxidoreductase domain-containing protein 1
Molecular function (GO): nucleotide binding
Source: RefSeq, a predicted model, not a curated record
UGCACUAUGGUGAGCGUUACAUUCAUGCCAGGAACGAGAGGGUUAAAACGGGGAGGGGAUCAUGCUGGGAGGCUGACGUAUCGAGCACAGUCAGUGGAUAACUGGGUUGCAACAUCAAUAACAAUCGGUAUAAUACCGCUGGAUCAUCGGCGUUGCAUGCGUUUAAAUACAGGAAUCCCCCAGGCCUAUUGAAUGCGAUUGGUAUGCAUUGUCACAACCCUAGUAGAACACUGCAACGAGGAAAUUCGGACUAAUAUUCGUGGUUUCGUUAUCUGUAACGAGGGCGUUACAGGAAAGAUGCCUUGUCCAUCGGUGAGUGCGGUGCGCGAUCGCAGAUGAUAAAGAACGGUGCAUUUGAAUUUUGAUAUGUGGAUAUAACACACGGCUUAUCGUGUUAUAGUUGAAUAACGGUGUAUAGGAAAAUAUCUAUGACAAAUGGAGUCGAACAGAUGCUAAAAUGCGAGGUGCCCGGUCUAUCUGCGCAGGUGGAUCACCAACCUGAUGUUAACAAUCGCGUUUCUCCCCGCGUCUGCCGGGUCGGUAUGCUGUGAAGCUGGUUGUGAAUACCGGGACUCGAGUCAUGCUUCCCGGGGUCGGCGUGUUUGGCACCAGCUUGACCACGCGGGUGAUUAUCCCGCUUUUGCAGAACGAAGGAUUCCCCGUCAAGGCUCUAUGGGGACGGACUCAGGAGGAAGCCGAGGAGCUGGCCAAAGAAAUGAACGUACCGUUUUAUACCAAUAGAAUCGACGACGUUUUGCUGCAUCAGGAUGUGGAUUUGGUGUGUAUCAACCUACCUCCACCUUUAACGCGGCAGAUUGCUGUCAAAACAUUAGGUAUCGGUAAGAACGUGAUCUGCGACCGCUCCGCCACCCCACUGGAUGCCUUUCGCAUGAUGUCGGCCGCCCAGUACUACCCCAAACUGCUGAGCAUUAUGGGUAACGUGCUGCGCUUCCUGCCCGCCUUCGUACGGAUGAAGGAGCUCGUGGAGGAGGGCUACGUGGGGGAGCUGCUGGUCUGCGAGGCCCAGGUCCACAGCAGCAGCCUGUUGGGUAAGAAGUACAACUGGAGCUGUGACGACCUGAUGGGAGGUGGGGGGCUGCACUCGGUGGGUACCUACAUCAUCGACCUGCUCACCUUCCUGACGGGCCAGCGGGCGGCCAAAGUGCACGGCUUCCUCAAGACAUUCGUCAAGCAGACGGCGCACAUCUGUGGCAUCCGCCAGAUCACCAGCGACGACUUCUGCACCUUCCAGAUGGUGCUGGAGGGCGGCGCCUGCUGCACCGUCACGCUCAACUUCAACGUGCCCGGCGACUUCCGCCAGGAGGUGAUCGUGGUGGGCACGGUGGGCCGGCUGACAGUCAGCGGCACGGACCUGUACGGCCAGAAGAACACCAUGGAUGGAGGGCCGGAGCUACUUCUGAAGGACAGCACCCCUCUGGAGAAGGCCUCCCUACCGGAGAAGGCUUUCAGCGACAUCCCCUCACCCUACCUGACAGGAACUAUUUGCAUGGUACAGGCGGUGCGGCAGGCCUUCGAGGACCAGGAUGACCGGCGCACGUGGGAUGGAAGGCCGCUGACUAUGGCGGCCACCUUCGAGGACUGCCUGUACGCACUGUGCGUGGUGGACACCAUCAAAAAGUCCAACCAGUGUGGCGAAUGGCAGAACAUUGAGGUGAUGAAAGAGGAGCCCGAGGUGAGCCCGGCCUACCUGAUCAGCGAGGCCAUGCGGCGCAGCAGGAUGUCUCUCUACUGCUAGCACUGGCACCAAAAUGGCCGACUGGUGCUAGAGACCUGGGGGUGAGAGAGUGCCCUCAUCGGCUGGCUGUCUGACCAAUCGGGGAUAAGGGUCCUGUUUCGCUUGUCCCCAAAAUGAUGUGAACAGCGAUGAACACUCCUCUCUCUCUUUGUCCUCUUUUCUGGAUGAAUAAGCCUCGCACUGUGGGUCUGAGAAAGGGAAGCCGUUUCUAUGGAUGCUAGACUCUCGGGUCAACAGAGGGGUUUUAUUGUACCUCCUAGAGAGGUGAAUGUUUAAACCACAGGGGGCUUGAAUGGUUCAGUCCCUGUCUCAGUGUAUGUGUGCUGUGUAUGAGUGUGAAACCGGAGUGCAAAAAAAUGCCUGAAAAAUCUAUAGUUUGGCUGGUAGGGCUUUUAGUGAGCCCCCCCCCCCCCCCCCCCCCCCCCCCCCC